Messenger RNA from Recurvomyces mirabilis, 1533 nucleotides. RefSeq lists its product as uncharacterized. NCBI's taxonomy places the organism in Eukaryota, Fungi, Ascomycota, Dothideomycetes, Mycosphaerellales, Teratosphaeriaceae. The transcript has 3 exons. The record is from RefSeq and is a predicted model, not a curated record. Gene Ontology annotation, molecular function: catalytic activity; iron-sulfur cluster binding. Bases 1 to 1533 code for a protein of 510 amino acids.
AUGAUGCCAACGGGUAGAUUGCCGAGCUUGCUGAAGCAACAGAUUCCGAGCAGUAGCAAGGCCGUCGCCUUGUGUCAUGUCGCCCGUCUCUCCAAGGCUAGAGUUUCAGGGCUGGUGGUCGUGCAACUUCGGCGAGCAUCUACAUCAAAUACAACCGAGCACAAACAUACCGGACCCGACGGUGAUACGGCCAAUGUGGGACAUAUAUUGACGAUCGGCCAGAAUUCAUUACCUGGGCAGUCAAGGACCCCAUACUGGCGCACUGUCAAGAUUUGGCAAGACAUCACGGAGGAGCAGUUCAUGAAUCACAGAUGGCAGACUGCCAAUAUCGUCGAGCACAGGGCAAAGCUCAUUAAAUUUCUUCAUUCGACACUUCCGGCCAAGAUUCCACCAGCUAUUAGCGACGACAAAGUGCAGCCGACCUGGACCCGCGAGGAAUUCGUCAACGAUGUCGAAGAAGGAAUGAAGGUCGCUCCCAUGAACGUGCGGCUGACGCCUCACAUCCUCAGCGUAGUCGACUGGGCCGAUGCACUCAACGACCCCAUUCGACGCCAAUUCAUACCCCUGAAGUCGACCAUAGUACCAGAUCAUCCGAAGCUUACGCUGGACUCGCUGCACGAAGAGGAGGACAUGCCUAUAAAGUACUCUUCCUCGGCAAGUGAAACGUCGACUCUAGGACGCGGGAUGAAGACUGACUGUGGGCCAGCCACUUCUGUCUGUCCAGUUUACUGUCGCUACUGUACUCGUUCCUAUGCCGUUGGAGGGCACACGUCGACCAUCAAGAAGAACUCGAUCAAACCCGGUCGUAGUCGCUGGGAGGAGAUGUUCAAGUACAUCGAGCAGACGCCGGUCAUCCAGGAUGUUGUACUUUCGGGCGGUGACUCCUACUAUCUCCAACCAGAACAGCUUCGUGAGAUUGGCGAGCGCCUUCUCUCCAUCCCGAAUGUCAAGCGCCUCCGUGUCGCUACGAAGGGCCUUGCGGUGUCACCAGUGCGCAUUCUCGAUCGCUCAGAUGGCUGGACCAACACCUUCCUGAGCCUCAGCAAUCAAGGCCGCAAGCUGGGCAAGCAGGUCGCGAUCCACACCCAUUUCAAUCACCCGAACGAGAUCACGUGGAUCACCGAGCUCGCCGCUCAGUAUCUGUUCGAGCAAGGCGUGAUCGUUCGCAACCAGACAGUGCUUCUUCGUGGCGUCAAUGACAACGCUGCGACCAUGUCUGCUUUGAUCCGUAAGCUCGCGGAGCUCAACAUCACGCCAUACUACGUCUACCAGUCCGAUAUGGUCAAAGGCAUCGAGGACCUACGCACGCCACUCUACACGAUCAACGAGCUGGAGAAACAGAUUCGGGGCACGAUCGCAGGCUUUAUGAUGCCGAGCUUCAUAGUCGAUGUGCCCGGUGGUGGUGGUAAAAGGUUGGCCAACAGCUUCGAGUCGUACGAUAGGGAGAGUGGUCUAAGCACGUGGAAGGCCCCAGGUGUUUCGGGCGACGAGAUCUACGAGUACUACGAUCCAAUCACUACAACAAUAGCAUAG